Messenger RNA from Gracilinanus agilis (Agile Gracile Mouse Opossum), 2088 nucleotides. RefSeq names its product zinc finger protein 883-like. Gene Ontology annotation, biological process: regulation of transcription by RNA polymerase II. The transcript has 2 exons. The record is from RefSeq and is a predicted model, not a curated record. The coding region runs from base 1 to 1887 and encodes 628 amino acids. NCBI's taxonomy places the organism in Eukaryota, Metazoa, Chordata, Mammalia, Didelphimorphia, Didelphidae. Gene Ontology annotation, molecular function: DNA-binding transcription activator activity, RNA polymerase II-specific; RNA polymerase II cis-regulatory region sequence-specific DNA binding. Gene Ontology annotation, cellular component: nucleus.
AUGGACUCAACUUCAAAGCAAGGCAUCUCUAUGGGAAGAUCAUGCAAGGAAAGAUUAGCCAAGAAUGGUCCCUGGGAUUCUAAGCUGGGGGAACCUUGGGCAUUUGAUAUCAGGUGGGAAAGGCAGAAGGACAGCUGGAACAAACAGGCCAGGGAACUAGCAAUGAUUCACAGAAAAACUUCUACUGAGUUAAGUGCUCAGGAAUGUUAUACAUUUGUAAGAAGGUUUAGCCCAGAGUCAAUCCUUGUUCCACAACAGAAAGUUGCUGCAGGAAAAAUUCUCCAUGAAUAUGAUACACUUGAAAACAGCUUCAAACAGUUUUCUGACCUAAAUAAACAUAUUAAAGUCCCCUUAGGGAAGAAGCUUUGUAAAUAUAAUACAUGCAGGAAACCCUUCAGUUACCACUCUGACCUUAUUCAGUAUCAUAAAAUAUAUACUGGAGAGAAACCCUUUGAGUGCAGUGAAUGUGGGAAAGCCUUCAGCCAGAGGGGACACCUUAUUGAUCAUCAGAGAAUUCAUACUGGAGAGAAGCCCUUUGUCUGCACUGAAUGCGGGAAAGCUUUUAGUCUUAGGGUAUGCCUUACUCUACAUCAAAGAACUCAUACUGGGGAGAAACCCUAUAAAUGUAAUGAAUGUGGGAAAGCCUUCAGCCAGAGAGGGCACCGAACUGAACAUCAGAGAAUUCAUACUGGAGAGAAACCUUACAUCUGUAAUCAAUGUGGAAAAGCCUUUACCAAUAACUCCAUCCUACGGAAUCAUCAGAGAAUUCAUACUGGAGAGAAACCGUAUAAAUGCGAUGAAUGUGGGAAAACGUUCAACCAGAGAAGACCCCUUACAGAGCAUCAGAGAAUUCAUACUGGAGAGAAACCGUUUGAAUGUAAUGAAUGUGGGAAGGCUUUCAGUCGUAAGGUUUAUCUUACUUUACAUCAAAGAAUUCAUACUGGAGAGAAACCAUAUAAAUGUAAUGAAUGUGGAAAAACCUUUAGCCAAAGGGGAGCCCUUAAACAACAUCAAAGAAUUCAUACUGUUCACACUGGAGAGAAACCCUUUGAAUGUAAUGAAUGUGGGAAAGCCUUUAGCCAGCAUUCCAACCUUACUCUACAUGAGAGAAUUCAUACUGGGGAGAAACCCUUUGAAUGUAAUGUGUGUGGCAAAACUUUCAGCCAAUUUUGCCACCUGAUUGAACAUCAGAGAAUUCAUACUGGAGAGAAACCCUUUGAAUGUAAUGUGUGUGGGAAAGCCUUCAAUCACAAGUGGCAACUUACUGAACACCAGAGAAUUCAUACUGGGGAGAAACCCUUUGAAUGUAAUGAAUGUGGUAAACACUUCAGCCACAGGACAUCCUUUAUUAACCAUCAGAGGAUUCAUACUGGAGAGAAACCCUAUGAGUGUAAUGAAUGUGGGAAAGCUUUCAGCAACAAAUCAAGCCUUUGGAAUCAUAACAGAAUUCACACUGGAGAGAAACCCUUUGAGUGUAAUGAAUGUGGGAAAGCCUUCAGCCAGAGAGGACACCUUACUGCACAUCAGAAAAUUCAUACUGGAGAGAAACCAUUUCAUUGUAAUGAGUGUGGCAAGCACUUUAGCCACAAGACUUCCUUUAUUCAUCAUCAGAGAAUUCAUACUGGAGAGAAACCCUAUGAAUGUAAUGAAUGUGGGAAAGCCUUCAUCAGCAACUCAAACCUCAGAGGACACCAGAGAAUUCACACUGGAGAAAAACCCUUUGAGUGUAAUGAAUGUGGGAAGGCAUUCCGUCAGAGCUGUCAUCUUACAGAACAUAAGAGAGUUCACACUGGGAAGAAACCCUUUGCAUGUAAUGAAUGUGGGAAAGCUUUUAGCACCAGUUCAACUCUGAGGAAGCAUCUUUGUAAGCAUCUUUGUAAACUUUAAAACACUAUGAAUAUGUGUGAUGGCAAUGUUGUAAUUAUCAGAUAAGCCAUACUGGAGGAAAACCCUUAUGACUAUGAUUUAAAAAAAAACAAACAAACACACACAAAAAAAAACAAGAUAAAUGAUAGCAUGUAGUUCAUCACUUACCAGACACCAGAUACUUUAUCCUGGAGAGUCAAGAUGUCAUAUUGUUACUAGGUA